CUGGUCUCUCUGACUCUCCCUCUUCCUCCUCCUGCCCUCCUGCCCUCCGUGCUUCCAUUGCGGAGCUCGCACGGCGGAGUCUCCGACGGCCCCGGUUCAUUUACGUGACAAGAAUCUAUCUCCAUUGAUUGUUUUGUCGCUAUCGCCGCCCAAUUUCUUGAUUGUUAAUUGUUUCUGUGACAAUUCGUGAGAUUUUGGGCCUGCGAGUCUCGCCGCCUAUCUACGCAUCUCCGGCUUGUCUCCCCGGUUUGCUCCUGCAGUGGCCACUCUUGAGUUGUCGUUGCUUAUCGCUCCCAUCCGGGUUAUCUUUCGACCUGUCCAUUCAAACCCCCUCUGAAUGGCUGCCGUUAUCACUCUCCAGUCGUCCUCGACGACGGGGCCAACAGCCCCCUCUGCAGCUGCCUUUCAACAGUCGCCUGCCUCUGACCACCACCACCAACUCCUUCGACCCCGGGUCCAGCAGCAAUCCCAACCCCAGCCAUCACACGCACCUCAACCCGGUUCGAUAUCCACGCCACAGUCGCCGGCCUCAUCCAUUGGCACCCUUUCCCGUGUGACUGCGUCAGGCCGGGAUGCGCCCAGUUGCGACGCCUGUGUGCGCAGAAAGAGCCGCUGUGCUAUUAACGAAAUGAUCAAUAAAUGUUAUUCGUGCGACUUCCACCGCCAGGACUGCACCUUCACCUUGUCCGUGACGAGUCGCCCCGGCACGGCGGAUGUCCCGUCGAAAAAACGUAAAUUGGACGACGCCGAUGCCGAAGAAGUGGAAUCUCCCAAGAGGCAAUCUACUACUCUUCCCCCAGCCUCCAACAAACCAGACAGCUCCUCCCGCCCUGCAUUGAACAACCACCACAUCCUCACGCCGGCCUUUUGGUUCCAAUCCACUCAACAUAUCGGCCUCACCACCGAACUCGAGCCCGCCCUUCUCGAAUUCUUGCCCCUGGAUCAGAACAACGAAGGGUGCGUGGCCUCGUCUCGCGUGCGCAAGUUCGGUGACGACGGCACCUUCAUGCGGGUGGUCAACAACCGUUCUCACGCGGACUCCCCGCAAACCGCUACGCUCGAUGCCAUUGAAAGCCUGGUCGCCCCUUAUGGCUCCACCUUGGUGGAGAAGUUCUUCGAGCAUGUCCAUCCAAGCUUUCCCAUCCUCAUGGAGGAUAGCUUCCGCCAGUCCUACCGGGCACGGACCGGGCUGACGCCGUUGCUAUUGUCCGCCGUCUAUGUGUUGGCGUUGAAGUUCGUUGACGUUGGCCCGGCCUCGCAGUCCGUCCGACGCCCGGAUGCCGGCCGCCUGGAGAGCACUGCCCUCAAGCUGCUGACCGAGUCGCUGCCCUAUGCGUCGAUGUCGACGGUGCAAGCCGGCCUGCUGCUCAUGCAGCGGUCCAACCUCGCCACGGCGGCCUUGAACGCACAAUUGGUGACCGCCGGGUUCGAGCUGGGCCUGCAUCAAGACUGCUCUAGUUGGCGGAUGGAAACGUGGGAGAAGGGUCUCCGGAAACGCUUGGCAUGGGCACUAUAUAUGCAGGACAAAUGGUCCGCUUUGGUGCAUGGUCGUCCGUCCCAUAUCGUGUCGUCCAAUUGGAUGGUCCAGGACCUGGUGGAACAGGAUUUCACUGAUGCCUUCUCGGGCACAUCCGCCCACGAUGAUGCGCCCGUCGGCCAUGGGCCAUUGUCCUUCUGCCACAUGGUGGCUCUGACGACGAUAUUGUCCGAUAUUCUGGAUCGAUUCUAUACUCUCCAGGCGAUCGAAGAAUUUAGGACGGCCGGAAACAACCGUACCCGCAUGAUUUUGGAGCGCGCCAAGCCGGCUCAGAUCCGACUGAAGGAGUGGUUUGGUCGCCUACCCACUCAGCUGAAGAUGGACUCGGGCGGGGAUAUCUUCGAGACGGUCAACGAAGACAAUUCACGCAAUGGUGCUUUGCACCUGUCCUAUUUUGCCACAGAGAUCACUCUCCACCGCUGUAUUGUGCGGUCCCUCUCCCAGGACACCGCCGACGCCUACCUCUCCCAUAUCUGUCGGUCUGCCGCCAAGACUCGUCUGAUUUCCGCCAUGGACUUUGUCAACCGUCUUCGUCCGAUGCAUCUGAGAUCAUUCUGGCCGGCCGCCGCACGGACGAACUUUGCCCUCAUCGGAUCCUUUGGCGUCCUGCUUCGCGUCACUGCUCCCACCAAGGAAGAGUCGGAGUUCUACCGUCUUCGACUGUGCGAAUACCGGUGGACGCUGAGUGUGAGCAAGAAGGACGCCGAGUUCCUCGAAUUCGCACUGGAGAGUCUCGACAGCGCGACCAACCUCGAUCACUACGUCCCGGAGAAACCCGGUAUUGACGAGCUCAUGACCAGUGCCGCCAAACCCACCAUUAAUGCGUCCCGCUCGGGCGCGAACGCCCAGCUGGAGGACUCGAUGGUCGAGCUGGAACAAACAGGCGAGAGCGGACGCGGGGGCACCUCCUCCGUUAUCUCGGGUUUAGCAUCUCCUGCAACCUCGAUCAGCGACGACAGUGUACAAGACGCUUCCAUUCCCCCGCUAUAGUCUCUAUACCCGCUUCCUCAAAACACCCCAACCAAUAUACGGUUGACACGACACGCGUCCUUACGUUCGACACAAACAAC
Aspergillus welwitschiae is the source of this 2607-nucleotide messenger RNA. Its product is annotated as putative C6 transcription factor (OTam). Gene Ontology annotation, molecular function: zinc ion binding; DNA binding; DNA-binding transcription factor activity, RNA polymerase II-specific. Lineage: Eukaryota; Fungi; Ascomycota; Eurotiomycetes; Eurotiales; Aspergillaceae. The transcript is spliced from 2 exons. Gene Ontology annotation, biological process: DNA-templated transcription. The record is from RefSeq and is a predicted model, not a curated record. The coding region runs from base 338 to 2527 and encodes 729 amino acids. Gene Ontology annotation, cellular component: nucleus.